UUGACCAACUCCACGCGGGAGAGAAGCGAAAUGUGCUGCUUGCUGAACUGCUUGCUGAAUUUUCCUCAAGCAAAUUAAAUUGUUAAUCAAGCAAAUUGUUAGUCACGUUGAUAAUCUUCCAUCCUGCUUAGGGUUUCUUGCUGCAUGAUGCUGUUCGGAUAAGACGAAGAUAAGCUACUUUUUGUUACUGGAUUGAAUAAAGAAUGGAUAACGCUGAAUUGAGAAACCUGAAGGAGUUCCUCCUCCUGUACAACAAGAUUAGCGAAGACUGUUUCAAAAAGUGUGUUUACGACAUGACGACCCGUUCCCUCCCGCCCGGCGAGUCAGACUGCAUCGCCACUUGUGUCGUCAAACAUAUCAACGUGAACCACAAGACGAUGGCGCUUUUUGCCGACAUUAACCCCCCAUUCCAACAAAGAAAGGCGACCGAAAGAGAGGAAGAGUUUCGGAAAAUGCAGGAAGAGGCGAAAAAAGCUGAGGAACUUGCAGCCCUCCCGAAACCGUGGUAUAUUUCCAUGUGGGGAAAUUUGACAGGAAGUUCGACACCCGUCGUGGCGACAACGACAACCAAGCAGCAACAAAUGCCAAUUAUUCGACAAUAAAAAGUGAAGAGUGUAGUGUAGUUUUUAAAAUUAAAUUAAAUUUGUGUGUCAGCAAAUUUUGAACAAUUUCGUACUGCGUAGUGUAGUUUUUAGAUGGUACAACUUAUCUAAAAGAACAA
Molecule: messenger RNA, 721 nt
Organism: Folsomia candida
Lineage: Eukaryota; Metazoa; Arthropoda; Collembola; Entomobryomorpha; Isotomidae
Product: mitochondrial import inner membrane translocase subunit Tim10 B
Exons: 3
Coding region: 204-602 (132 amino acids)
Cellular component (GO): mitochondrial intermembrane space chaperone complex
Source: RefSeq, a predicted model, not a curated record